AUGGCCAAGUCCUUGCAACUCAGGACUGGAGGAGUGUCAACACCGUCAGCAUCUUCUUCCGAUUUGCGCUCAACGGUGGUGGAUGGCAUCUCUUCUUGCAAGUCGCAACAGGAGAUUGGAGCCGCCGUUGCCCUGUUGGGCGACUACUUGGACCUCAUGGUUGCAAUACAUCACUUGGAACGGCCUGUUCCAGCGAUGCUUCGAGAGGAUCAGAAACUGAUCAUUUUUCUGGACAGCUUAGGGCCUGAUGCGGAUGUGGAUUUUGCCAAGCAGAUCCUCCAAGCUCAUGACUGGGACCUGCAGGCUGCGGCCACGGUGGUCCAGGGACCAGGGAGAGGCUGGCGAUGUGCGAGCUCCGCUAAGAACAGGCAGGGUCAUUGUGAGGAGGAGGCCAUGGCUGCCAUGGCGGCCUCUCAAGCCACGGAAGCUUCGAGGCAAGAGUUGGAGGAUGCUUUGCGCGCCAGUGAGGAGGAGUUCUUGCGGCAAGCAGAUAUUGAAGAGCAGGCGGCUCUGGCAGCUGCCAUGGAGGCAUCCCAGGCAUGCCAGGCACAUCCAGGCCCCCCGAACUCAGGAUUCCUGAAGGCAGCCGGUCCAGAUCGCGCGGUUGACAACUCUGGUAGUCAUCGUCGAGCCGCACCUUCUUAUCCAGAGCCAGGACUGUCGAGAAGCGUCGCUUCCAGCCGAUCUCCAGGCGCGCCGGAGCUCAAUCCGAGGCCGCCCAACGGCCUUCCAGCUUCCAGGCCAGCUCCAAGCCUUGAAUCAAGAUACACGCCUGUGACAGCAGCUGCAUUUGCAUCCUCGAAGCACAGCAACUUGCAGCCACAGGCAGAUGGAAUCCUCGCUGGGAGGGAAGCUGCUAGAAGACUGGAAACUUCCGAGAAGGCGCUUGAGAAGGAAAAGCCUCGGAAAGCUCCAAGAGUUGCUGAAGAGGGUGAGACGACAAAGAUGCCAAAGCAUGUGCACAAGGCAGAGGUGGCACACAACUCGGGAUCUAUGGAGCCUCGUCAAAGUCCUUUGGACAAGGCAAGUGCGCCCCGGCAACCACCCAGCUACGUUUCUUCAGCAGCCGGCAGCUUCAACAAUAAGGCAAGUGUUCCACGGCAAGCUGCGAGCGCUGCGAUGUCUUCGGGUAUGCCAACCAGCAUCCCUCAAAGCAAGGCAGCUGGACCUCGACAAGCAGCUGGCUCUUCUGCUGUGGCUGUGUCUUCCGGACAGUUGUCAGCUGGCAGCAACCUUCACAAGGUGGCUGGCCCGCGACAAACCGUCAAUCCUGAGCUUUCUGGCGUGUCAGCAGCUGGCAGUCUUCCUCAAAGCAAGGCAGGGGCUCAGCGGCACACCAGCUCCUCAAUCUCUUCAGCUGUUCCAAAGAGCGGCACCAACCUGCCGAAGAGCAAGGCGGGGACUGUGCGACAACCCAUGAGCUCUACUACACCAUCGGAUGUGGCAGCAACUAGCAGCAUGCCUCACACCAAGGCAGGAGCUCCACGGCCCAUGAGCUCUGAUACUUCUGGUCCAUCCAGUGGCAUCAACCCUUCGAAGAGCAAGGCAGCGGCUCGACAACCCACCAGCUCUACCUCGGGUGUGGCAGCUGGCAGCAACGCAGCUGCGCAGAGUCUGGCUGCUGCAGUAGCAAGUGGCAAUCCGCCUGUGCAGGCCGACGUUCAAGUGACGAAAGCAGCUGAGCGUUUUGCGGCCAAAGAAGCUGAAGACCUCAGGAGAGAACGCGAAGAGGCGGAGGUGAAGAGGAAAGAAGCCGAGGCUGGCGAUCAACGUGAAAGUGAUGGAGUUGUUACUGCCUUGCAGGCUCUACGAAGACUUCAUUUAAAGCGCGAUCCGUCCGAGCUUGCUACAUGCUUGCAGACUCUGCGAGCCUACAUCAGCAACCUCGCCAAGUACCCCCAGGAGGUGAAGUACCAGUCCAUUAAUUGUGAGAACAGUCACUUUCGAAACAAGGUCGCAUCUGUGGAGGGUGCUCUUGCGGUGCUGCAGGCGUGCGGGUUUGUAGCUGAUGGAAGCAAGUUGUCGGUGGAUCCCGAGUUCUUGAAGACCAAAGGAGCGAAGCUUUGGGAGGCCUUGAGUAAGGUGGACUUGAUCCUGGAGCAAGUGAAGAGUUGCAGCUGA
Messenger RNA from Cladocopium goreaui, 2121 nucleotides. The record is from the annotation of a GenBank genome assembly. NCBI's taxonomy places the organism in Eukaryota, Dinophyceae, Suessiales, Symbiodiniaceae.